UUCAGAUCGCGUUUGCACUCCGGAGAAGACGUUCGUGCGGCAGUUCUGUAUUUACUUUUGUGGUCACAGAGAAAUGUGAGUUGCGAGUGGAGUGCGCUUGUGUGUGUGCGUCAGCCCCCCAUAAAAACAAACACACACACAGGCUGCAUAGGCAUUAUAAAAACAAUUUGCCGGCGAUUGCAGGCGCACACACUCAAACCGGGGGCGCCUUCUGCAUGUGUAUGUGCCGCUAAUUACAUUUAUUUUGUAAACUUAAUUUCCAAGCCGCCAAAAGGGGGUUGAAGUGGGGGCGGGGCGCAAGCGAUAUAUGUAGUUUCAGUAUCUUUCCUACGCCGUGUGGUCGCCAUGUUAACUGCUCUGAUAAGUCGCCAGAGAUGGGGGCUAGAGAUCCGGGGUUAUCUGAUAUUGCUGUGGGUGCGACACGGAUUCGUUGCUGAUACACGAGGGUACUGAAAUGGUAGUGGUGUGAGUGCGGUUUUCAGUAAUCUGGAAUGCUAUCGCUGCUAGACCAGCCGUCCGCAUCGCGAGGGUGGGAUUCAACCAUGUCAAAGCCAGCUCUGUAUUAUGCCACCCUAAGUCCCCCAUCGCGCGCCGUCCUCCUCACGGCUAAGGCGAUCGGACUCGACCUUGAACUACGGCCAAUUAACCUGCUGAAGGGAGAGCAUCUGACUCCGGAAUUCCUCAAGCUGAACCCCCAGCACACCAUCCCGACCCUGAUCGACGGCGAGGCCACUAUCAUUGACUCGCACGCCAUCUGCGCCUACCUGGUGGAGAAGUAUGGCCAGAAGGAGCAGCAGCUCUAUCCGAAGGAAUUGGUGCAGCGCGCCAACGUGGAUGCUCGGCUCCAUCUGGACUCCGGCCACCUCUUCGCGCGCCUGCGCUUCCUUUACGAGCCCAUCCUGUAUUAUGGAUCGACGGACUGCUCCAUCGACAAGAUCGCAUACAUCCAGAAGUGCUGGGAGAUCCUAGAGGGAUUCCUCAAGGAUCAGCCGUAUUUGUGUGGUUCUGAUCUAACCAUCGCAGACUUUUGCGCCGUGGCCACCGUAACCUCGGUGAACGACACCGCUCCCAUCGAUGAAUUUAAGUUUCCCAAGAUGCACGCCUGGCUGAAGCGUCUGGCAGAGCUACCCUACUACCAGGAGGUAAACGGCGACGGCGCUGACGAGCUUAAGAGCAUCUUCAAGGCCAAGCUGGCAGAAAACCGUGGCAAGUAGGCGGCGGCUCUAUUAUGUUUUGUUUUAUAUCCACACAUUCUAUAUGCAUAUCCACUUUUGAAUAAACGGAUUAGAUCAAAGUAAGAUUUUAGCAGUU
Drosophila melanogaster (fruit fly) is the source of this 1311-nucleotide messenger RNA. It is a transcript of the gene GstE12, whose product is annotated as glutathione S transferase E12. The record is from RefSeq and is marked reviewed. Bases 543 to 1214 code for a protein of 223 amino acids. Lineage: Eukaryota; Metazoa; Arthropoda; Insecta; Diptera; Drosophilidae. The transcript is spliced from 3 exons. Gene Ontology annotation, molecular function: catalytic activity; glutathione transferase activity.